Messenger RNA from Hippoglossus stenolepis (Pacific halibut), 1332 nucleotides. RefSeq names its product solute carrier family 35 member F2-like. The record is from RefSeq and is a predicted model, not a curated record. Gene Ontology annotation, biological process: transmembrane transport. The transcript is spliced from 8 exons. Gene Ontology annotation, molecular function: transmembrane transporter activity. Lineage: Eukaryota; Metazoa; Chordata; Actinopteri; Pleuronectiformes; Pleuronectidae. Gene Ontology annotation, cellular component: membrane. The coding region runs from base 1 to 1332 and encodes 443 amino acids.
AUGGCUCCUGAACAGUCCGAGGAUGAGUUCAGCCUCUCGAGAAACAAGAACCAGAGCACGGGACUCAUGAUGAAGAUCCGGAAAUUUAACCCCAAAGAAGUUUUCACCUGGAAGCUGGCCAAGACGUGGGCCAUGGGUCAGGGCCUGGCUGUGCUCAUUUGUGGGACGGCCAUCUGCUCCCAGUACCUGGCCACAAACUUCCAGGUGAACACACCGAUGCUGCAGAGCUUCUUGAACUACAUCUUGCUGUGUGUCACCUACACAACUAUGCUGCUCUGCAGAAGAGGGGAUGGCAAUAUUUUACAGAUCCUGAAGAGACGAGGGUGGAAGUACCUUCUGCUUGGGCUGGUCGACGUGGAGGCCAACUACACUGUGGUGAAAGCAUACCAGUACACCACCAUCACCAGCGUCCAGCUGCUGGACUGCUUUGUGGUGCCGGUCCUGAUGAUCCUGUCCUGGUGGAUUCUGAAGAUACGCUACAAGAUGGUUCACUUUGUGGCUGUGUGCAUCUGUCUCCUCGGGGUGGGGGCCAUGGUGGGGGCUGACCUGCUGGCUGGACGAGACCAGGGCUCCACCUCGAACAUCCUGUUAGGUGACGGCCUGGUGCUGAUCAGUGCAAUGCUGUACGCCAUCUCCAACGUGUCUCAGGAAUACACAGUGAAGAACCUGAGCAGAGUGGAAUUCCUUGGCAUGCUUGGCCUGUUCGGCACAAUCAUCAGCACCGUGCAGAUGGUGAUCCUGGAACGUAAUGAAGUCGCUAACAUUCAGUGGAGCUGGGAAGUUGGGCUCCUGUUCUCGGCUUUUGCUUUGUGUAUGUACACUCUGUACAGCUGCAUGCCCUUAGUGAUGAAGCUGAGCAGCGCCACCUCCAUCAACCUCUCCCUGCUCACCACUGACCUCUUCAGCCUCUUCUGUGGGAUCUUCCUCUUCCAGUACAACUUCUCUGGACUCUACCUGGUCUCACUGGUGGUCAUCCUCAUCGGCUUCAUCACCUACAACGCUGUGCCAACCCCUGCCGCCCCCACAGAGGAGGAGGAAGAGGAGAGAUUCAGAGCCACCACAGACCUCACCACCUCCUCUUCCAUCUGUGAGCAAGGACGCUACUACGACGCUGCAGCCUCUCAGAGCGAAAUCACCAAGCAGGAAGUGUCCGUGAGGAUCCCCACUGAGGAGGUAGAGGAUGACAAAGAGGAGCAGAAGGCUGAUGUAGAGAAGAAGGACAGGAGGAAGGAAGAGAAGAAGAGGAGGAGGAAGAAGAGGAGACAUUCAGAGCCAUCACAGAGCCAUAGAGGAGGGAAGGAUUUUGCUGUUGGAUGCAGCACUAAAAUGUGA